Molecule: messenger RNA, 771 nt
Organism: Panicum virgatum (switchgrass)
Lineage: Eukaryota; Viridiplantae; Streptophyta; Magnoliopsida; Poales; Poaceae
Product: DNA-directed RNA polymerase II subunit RPB1-like
Exons: 1
Coding region: 1-771 (256 amino acids)
Source: RefSeq, a predicted model, not a curated record
AUGGCGAUGGUGUCCCCCUCCCCCGCGCCCGGAUCGGCCGCCGCCUCUUGCUGCCUCUCGGCGUCGUCCGGCGGCCCGUUCGUGGUGAAGCGCCGGCCCUCCUUCCAGGCGGGCCUCGGCGUCGACGGUCGCGGCCGCAGGAGGUUCUGCUACCAGUCGUCUCCAUCGUCGUCUCCCCGCUGCUCGCCGCGCGCCGGGUCGACGCCGGAGUACACGCCCCUGACGCCCUCGCGGGGGCCUGCAUCUCCCGAUUACGCGGGCUGCUUCGACGGCGGCGACAGGUCGUCGCCACCUCCACGGUACGCGCCGCAUGCCGCGUUGCCGGAGUACGCGCCGCUGAGCUAUGCCAGCCGCGCGGGGUCGCCGGACCCGGAGUAUUCGCCUGCCACAUCAGAGUACACGCCUGGCACCCCGGAGUACACCCCUGGCACCCCGGAGUACACGCCUGGCACGCCGGAGUACACGCCUGAGAGUCCUCCCCAGCGCGCCGCUACGCCGGAGUACACCCCCAGCACGCCGCCGGUGUCCGACGCCGAGUCGCGCGCGCCUCCAGCGCGCCGCCGCCAUCACCCGUACCAGAGGAGCCAGGCCAGCCGCGGCCGGCGCGCGGCCACACCGGAGUACACCCCAAGCACUCCGCCUCCGUCUCCGCCCGUGUCCGACGCCGAGUCUCGCACGUCUCCAGCGCGCCGCCGCCAUCAUCCGUACCAGAGGAGCCAGACCAGCUGCGGCCGGCUUCACCGUGCCUUCUCACAUCAAUAUGGAUACUAG